CGGUCCCUCGCUAGGACUUCCUCCCUUCUUCUCCUCUCUUUCAUUCUCUGAAACACCAAACCUCCAUUUUAAAGGUUUGACGUUUUUUCGGUAAGUGGUGGAAACGCUCUUGGGGCCUGCGCUGGCGUGAAACCUCAACACGGGAGACUUCCUCUUGGGUGUGAUACCUUCACUGGAGGACACCCCAGCAAACGGAGCAGCGGGUCGAACACUGAAGGUCUCCGGAGUGGGAGUGGCGAGAAGAUGGAGCUGGCCCUGGGAGUGUGUUUUGAGGAGAACAGAGAGCCUGAGGAUCUGGAAAUCUUACAGGGUGAAACGAGGACAAUCAUUCAGCCGGCAUCGCUGAAGGACCCCAAGCUCGAGAAGCUGAAAGAGGUCCUUGUUGGCUGGAUCAACACCUCUCUGAAGCGGGAGCACAUCGUGGUGCAGAGCCUGGAGGAGGAUGUCUACGAUGGCCUGGUGCUCCACCACCUCCUGGGCCAGCUGUCCGGCGUCCACCUGCCCGUGGAGGAGAUCGCUGUCACAGGCGCCGCUCAGAUCCGCAAGCUGGAGGUCAUCCUGGAGGCCCUGGACCAGAGCCUGGGCCUGCCGGAGACGGCCGCCCGCAAGUGGAGCGUCAAACUCAUCCACACCAGGGACCUGCUGGCUACUCUCCAUCUCCUGGUUGCCAUGGUGAGGCGGUUCCAGCCCGACCUGGCCCUGAUGCCUGACGUCAGUGUGGAGGUGGUCCUGGUGGAGGUCAACAAAAGCGGGAUCAGGUCCGUCAAACAGGUGGAGCACAUUACUGAAUCAAGAGAUUUGGCCGACAAUUCAUCAGGCGUUCCAAAAAAGGAAGAUCCCAUUGACGAACUCAUGAAGUUGGACUCGCACAAAAUAAAUACAGUCAUACAGGCCAUCCUGCAUUUUGUCAACACGCAGGUGUCUCCCUUGGGCCUGCACGUGACAGACGUGGAGAAACAGUUUGCGGACGGAGUGAUUUUGCUCCUGUUGCUCGGACAACUGGAGGGAUACUUCGUUCCGUUGUGUGAAUACCACCUGAGUCCGACCACCAAGUCUGAAAUGCUCCAUAAUGUGAUUCUGGCUCUGGACCUCCUCAAUGACCGGGAACUGCAGGUCUCCAACGUCGACCCUCAAGAUAUUGUCUCCCAGGAUCUUCAGGCCACGCUGAAGGUCCUGUACGUCCUGUUUAAGAAGCACAAGAACAGGUGAAGGCGAAAACGGAGAAGAAGGAAAUUUGGGAAUGGAAUUGGGUGUCACAGCCUGCCGCCAUUUUGUCUCUGCUCCCUCCCUCCCAACCUCCGGCGCCCGGCCGCACUACAAACACAGUGUCACACUGGAAGAUCGCCAAUGCAAAUUACUCUCCUGCUCUUCAACAACACCAGCCCUCUCCGGACACUUUUAAAGCAUCGCUGAUGAUGCUUUGCUUUUUAAACCCGAAUAAAGUAUCGAAGAAGUA
Conger conger (European conger) is the source of this 1456-nucleotide messenger RNA. RefSeq names its product parvin, gamma (gene parvg). Gene Ontology annotation, biological process: establishment or maintenance of cell polarity; substrate adhesion-dependent cell spreading; actin cytoskeleton organization. Bases 244 to 1209 code for a protein of 321 amino acids. Gene Ontology annotation, cellular component: cytoplasm; actin cytoskeleton; focal adhesion. Gene Ontology annotation, molecular function: actin binding. NCBI's taxonomy places the organism in Eukaryota, Metazoa, Chordata, Actinopteri, Anguilliformes, Congridae. The transcript is spliced from 13 exons. The record is from RefSeq and is a predicted model, not a curated record.